This is a messenger RNA of Sorghum bicolor (sorghum), 1680 nucleotides long. RefSeq names its product delta-aminolevulinic acid dehydratase, chloroplastic. Gene Ontology annotation, cellular component: cytosol. Gene Ontology annotation, molecular function: porphobilinogen synthase activity; zinc ion binding. Gene Ontology annotation, biological process: heme biosynthetic process. Bases 167 to 1447 code for a protein of 426 amino acids. The record is from RefSeq and is a predicted model, not a curated record. NCBI's taxonomy places the organism in Eukaryota, Viridiplantae, Streptophyta, Magnoliopsida, Poales, Poaceae. The transcript has 13 exons.
ACAACUGAAAACUGACAAACAUGGGGAUGGGGAAGAUGGCAACAAAGAAACGCAAUCUAGAUCGCCAUCGGCAAACCGAGGCCACAGGAUUAGCAGCUUCUCCGAACUCCCCCUCUCGUGCUGCUGCGUCUCCUCCUCCUCGUCCUCUCCAGUGUCCAGCUAGGCCAUGGCGUCCACCGUUUCCUUCUCCCCCGCCAACGUUCAGAUGCUCCCGGCUAGGAGUGGCCGAGGCCAUGCUGCCUUUGGGAGCUGCUCUGCCGUACCAAGAGCUGGGCCAAGGCUGCGCUCCACGGCCGUCAGGGUCAGCAGCGAGCAGGAGGCGGCGGCGGCCGUCAGGGCGCCGUCCGGGAGGACCAUCGAGGAGUGCGAGGCCGACGCCGUCGCUGGGAAAUUCCCUGCCCCCCCGCCGUUGGUUAGGCCAAAGGCCCCUGAAGGAACACCGGAGAUCAGGCCCCUUGACAUGGCAAAGCGCCCCCGUCGCAACAGGAAAUCACCAGCUCUUAGGGCUGCAUUCCAGGAGACGAGCAUCUCGCCUGCCAAUUUCGUGCUCCCAUUGUUUAUCCAUGAAGGAGAAGAAGAUGCUCCUAUUGGAGCUAUGCCAGGGUGCUAUAGGCUUGGGUGGAGGCAUGGGCUGCUUGACGAGGUUUACAAGGCCCGUGAUGUUGGUGUUAACAGUUUUGUGCUCUUUCCUAAAGUUCCUGAUGCAUUGAAGUCUCCAACAGGAGAUGAAGCUUACAACGACAAUGGUCUGGUUCCACGUACAAUCCGCUUGCUCAAAGACAAGUUCCCUGAUAUUGUUAUCUACACGGAUGUUGCGUUAGACCCUUAUUCAUCUGAUGGUCAUGAUGGUAUUGUGAGGGAAGAUGGAGUAAUUAUGAAUGAUGAAACAGUUUAUCAGUUGUGCAAGCAGGCUGUUUCACAGGCUCGUGCUGGUGCUGAUGUUGUCAGCCCUAGUGACAUGAUGGAUGGCCGUAUUGGAGCACUUCGCUCUGCUCUGGAUGCUGAGGGUUUCCAUGAUGUCUCCAUUAUGUCCUACACUGCAAAGUAUGCCAGUUCCUUUUAUGGCCCAUUCCGAGAAGCUUUAGAUUCAAAUCCAAGAUUUGGAGAUAAAAAGACCUAUCAGAUGAACCCAGCCAACUACAGAGAAGCCCUCAUAGAAACCGCAGCGGAUGAGGCAGAAGGAGCUGACAUUCUGCUUGUGAAACCAGGAUUACCUUACUUGGAUAUCAUCCGACUUCUUCGGGAUAAUUCAGCCCUACCGAUUGCUGCUUACCAGGUCUCCGGCGAGUACUCGAUGAUCAAAGCUGCCGGUGCGCUGGGCAUGGUCGACGAGCAGAAGGUGAUGAUGGAGUCGCUCAUGUGCCUCCGGCGAGCCGGCGCCGACGUCAUCCUGACCUACUUCGCGCGUCACGCCGCCGCGGUGCUGUGCGGCAUAGGGCCCAAGUAGUCAAGUAGAGGGCAGAGGCCCGCCAUCCCUGCGCUGCACUGCAUGCCAUUGUGUAGCUGAGUUGACUAGCAAGCAAGUAUAGCUUUUUUAUCGUGCGAGGGUGUGUUUGGGCCCGGGCCUUGGAAUUGGAUUGUAGGAGGCCUGGGAUUCGAAUAAUUUGCGCCGGGAGAUUAGCUGUGCAAAACUGUUUUUUGAGUUCUCAUGGUGGUUUCAUUUCCCGGUACUAAUACUAA